UACGUUAAGUGCGUCCUUUUCUUAAACAACAUAAAUGACCUCUCAGUUUAAGAUUGUAAACUUGUAAAAGAUAAAACUAGUAAUAGUAAUGCGGACUCAAUAACGAUAAAUUCAUCAGUAUAAAUUUAAUCAAGAAGCAAUUGGUCGAGUUUUAGCUAAUAACUUUAAGUAAUUCUAUAAAAAUGGGACUAGAAGAAGUUACACUUUUUGGUAUAGCAGAUUAUGUCAUAUUUGCUAUAUUUAUUCUCGCAUCGCUUGGAAUAGGAGUUUAUUAUGCUUUAAGUGGGGGUCGUCAGCAGACAACGAAGGAAUACCUUACAGCAGAUAAGCAACUGAAAAUUAUCCCAACAGCUUUGUCUUUGCUGGUCUCUUUCCAAUCAGCAAUUAUGAUCCUAGGCUACCCAGCAGAAAUGUACAUGCGUGGGGCUCAAAUAUAUGUAGGUAAUAUCGGACUGCUCAUUGGAACCAUUCUCACAACAAGGCUUUGGGUGCCAUUGUUUUACAAACUUAAAAUUACAAGCACAUUUGAGUACUUGCAUUUGAGGUUUGAUUCCGUUGCUGUUCGAAAACUUGGCUCUGCAAUUGGAAUCGUUUCUACGGGAGGAUUGAAGGCAGUCAUAUGGACGGAUGUUUUCCAAUCGGUCAUCAUGUUAGGUGGUAUUCUGACAGUUGUUGUCAUGAUAUUGCCAUAUUUUGUGAUGGACACAUUUAGGAGCCUCCCUGGUUUUCCAGGCCUAUUUCUUGCAACUCUCUUCAGUGGAGCCCUAAGCUCCAUAUCGUCAGGUUUAAAUGCUCUCUCGGCGAUAACCUGGGAAGAUUUCCUCAAACACAGAUUCAGACAUCUAAAGGAGUCCAGGAAAGCACUGUGUACAAAGCUUCUGGUUCUGUUCUAUGGCGUUUGCUCAACAGGGAUUGCUUGCUUAGCUAUUUUUAUAAAAGGACCAAUUAUACAGGCCAACGCAACUUUAGGUGGAGCGAUAAACGGGAGUUCUUGCGCCAUAUUCAUACUUGCAGCAUUUACAGUGACUUCUAACUGGAAGGGUGCGUUAGUAGGACCAAUGGUAUCUUUCCCGAUCAUCCUGUGGAUUGCCAUCGGAGGUCAGUCCAUUAAAGGCCAUAAUCAGUAUUUACCUCCUGGCCCAACAGAUCGAUGUGAUAUUUCAAAUGGAAGCAGUAUCUAUAACAGUUCAGGUUACAGCAAUGUUACUACCUGGUAUGAUGAUACAAUACAUACUACAUCGAUGUUGAAUCAUUCGAGUAUUUCUAAUUCGGAGCUUAAAGAUCAGGAAUUAAGUGGGAUCCAGCAUUUGUACAGUAUUUCUUACUUUCUCUAUACUCCUUUUGGGAUUCUAAUUGCUACAGUUGUGGGUCUUGUAGUCAGUUGGGCAACAGGUGGUGAAAAGAAGAGGCCCAUAGAUAAAUUGUACACUUUCCAAUUCUGUGAUGCACUUUGUUGUUGUUGUCCCCCCAGUGUCAAAAAUUCACGUCGUGGGUGUCGAGACAACCAAGGACAGGAGAAUGGAAGCAUGGGAGUAGAGAGAGAUGUUUUCCGAGAUACGAAGUUCCAACAUAUACAGCCCACUAGCGAAGAAUCAAAAUGCUGA
Owenia fusiformis is the source of this 1604-nucleotide messenger RNA. The record is from the annotation of a GenBank genome assembly. NCBI's taxonomy places the organism in Eukaryota, Metazoa, Annelida, Polychaeta, Sabellida, Oweniidae.